CCCGAAUUGAGGAGGAGGAGGGAGGGGGGUGCAGAAAAAGGCAUCUUCUUCCUCUGUGGGCGGGAAUUCUUGUGCGAUCAAACUGAGGAUUCAGAGGGAGGAGGGAGAGCAUAGUGAAAGUGAAAGCCCUUCAGCACCACACGCUUCUGGACAGCGUCUGGACUGCAAUGUCGAAAAGAGGGAGAUUUGAUUGAAGACUGCAAAAUUGGAUUUUGGAAGCGCUUUUUUUAAUUGUGUCGCGCAAAACAUUUGUUUUGCGGCGAGACGAGGAAAGUAGGAAGAAGAAAAAACUGGGCAGCAACUGCAGAAGUUUACCUUGGAGUCACUUUGAGGAUUCUUGCGGCACUUGCCGUGCAGCUCAUUGGGUCCUCCUGUGUAUUUUCACCCGCCUGAAGGACUCAGAGAGAGAGAGGCAGAAUCCCAAAGACGCAAAGAAGAAAGCCUAACGUCUUUUUGUUUUGUUGAAGCCAUCUGAGAAUGCUCUUUGCAGUUUCAGGCUCAUCUGUUUUGGCAAUGUUUAGGUCAUACACAUAACCACAGCGUUCCACUGCAAGGAAAAGAAAAAAAAGCGUAAAACACAAAGAGAGCAUCUAUCAAAUUAGUGAAGUUGUAUCCGCUGUGGAAACCAUGAGAGGAGACGUUUGAAGAUGACUUUUUUUUUUCUGAAAAAUAAGUGUCGCUAACCUUGAAGACAUUUGCAUGUACCCAUAUCUUUUUCAUGCUCAAAGGACUAGAAUUUGUACUUGGAUGCAGAUUUAGCGUUUCAUAAUGACCCCGCGAGGAGGCUUUGGCUGGUGCUGCUGGCUGUCGCUACUUGCUUGUUAUUUCUUCAUCGCCUCGGCAGCCAAACCCAGAAUGCCAGGUCACACACACCUCAACUCAAUACGCAUUGAUGGGGACAUAUCGCUGGGUGGGCUAUUCCCGGUUCAUGCAAGAGGAAACGACGGCAAAGCCUGCGGUGAACUAAAGAAAGAGAAGGGCAUCCACAGGUUGGAGGCUAUGUUAUUCGCUCUGGAUCGCAUCAAUAAUGACAAUGAGCUGCUGCCUAACAUCACUUUGGGGGCGCGCAUCCUGGACACCUGCUCCCGGGACACUCACGCUCUGGAACAGUCGCUGACGUUCGUACAGGCUCUGAUUGAGAAGGACUCAACCGACGUCAAGUGUCUCAGCGGAGGGCCACCCAUCAUCACAAAACCUGAGAGAGUGGUCGGAGUGAUCGGCGCGUCUGCCAGCUCUGUGUCAAUCAUGGUGGCCAAUAUACUGCGUCUGUUCAAGAUCCCUCAGGUGAGCUAUGCCUCCACGGCUCCAGAGCUCAGCGACAACACACGCUAUGACUUCUUCUCUCGAGUGGUGCCGCCCGACACCUAUCAGGCCCAGGCGAUGGUGGACAUCGUCAAAGCCAUGCGCUGGAACUAUGUAUCCACUGUAGCCUCCGAGGGAAACUACGGAGAAAGUGGUGUGGACGCAUUCAUUCAAAAGUCUCGUGAGGAUGGUGGCCUGUGCAUCUCCCAGUCUGUGAAAAUUCCACGUGAACCAAAAGCUGGAGAAUUCGACAAGAUUAUACGAAGGCUGAGCGAGAACCCAAACGCCCGAGUGGUGAUUAUAUUUGCCAACGAGGACGACAUCAGGCGGCUGCUCGAAGCGGCGAAGAAAGCCAAUCAAACAGGCCAUUUUAUCUGGGUGGGUUCAGACAGCUGGGGGUCCAAAAUCUCACCGAUACUGAACCAGGAAGAGAUGGCUGAAGGCGCUGUGACCAUCCUGCCAAAACGACAGUCCAUCAAAGGCUUUGAUCGCUACUUCAUCAGUCGAACACUGGAGAACAACAGGAGAAAUAUCUGGUUUGCAGAGUUCUGGGAGAACAACUUCCAGUGCAAACUAAGUCGGCAUGCUGUGAAGAAAGGCUCUGGCAUCAAAAAGUGCACAAAUCACGAAAGGAUUGGUAAAGAUUCCUCCUAUGAACAAGAGGGAAAAGUCCAGUUUGUGAUCGACGCGGUUUACGCCAUGGCUCACGCUCUUCACAACAUGCACAAAGACCUCUGCCCUGGGAAGGUUGGCCUCUGCUCCAGGAUGGAGACCAUCAAUGGCACACUGCUGCUCAAAUACAUUCGAAAUGUCAACUUCUCAGGAAUUGCUGGCACUCCGGUGGUCUUCAACGUAAACGGAGACGCUCCUGGUCGUUAUGAAAUCUACCAAUACCAGAUGACGAAUAACACCACAGAGUACAAAAUCAUUGGCCACUGGACCGACCAGCUGCACUUAGAUACAGAGGAGAUGCAGUGGCCAGGUGGGAGUCAAGAAGUCCCCUCCUCCAUAUGCAGCCAACCUUGCCGAGCUGGUCAGCGGAAGAAGACGGUGAAAGGAAUUCCGUGUUGUUGGCACUGCGAGAAUUGCGACGGCUACCAGUAUCAGGCGGACACUUACACCUGCAAGAUGUGUCGCUUUGACCUGCGGCCCAACGAGAACCACACCGGCUGCGUUCCCAUUCCCAUUGUUAAACUGGAGUGGAGCUCUCCGUGGGCUGUCAUCCCCGUUCUCAUUGCUGUCCUGGGCAUCAUGGCGACACUGUUUGUUGUUGUCACCUUUGUGCGCUACAAUGACACACCCAUUGUUAAGGCCUCAGGGCGAGAACUGAGCUACGUGCUUCUGACCGGUAUCUUCUUAUGCUAUGCUACGACAUUUCUUAUGAUCUCCGCCCCUGAUGUUUUUAUAUGCUCGCUGCGAAGGAUCUUCCUGGGCUUGGGUAUGAGUAUCAGUUAUGCGGCACUGCUCACAAAGACCAAUCGCAUCUACAGGAUUUUUGAACAAGGCAAAAUGUCAGUCAGUGCCCCUCGAUUCAUCUCCCCGGCCUCACAGUUGGUCAUCACAUUCAGCUUGAUUUCCAUUCAACUUCUCGGAGUGUGUAUCUGGUUCGGUGUUGACCCGUCGCAAGCCAUUAUCGAUUACGAGGACCAGCGUACGGCUAAUCCUGACAUGGCCCGCGGAGUUCUGAAGUGCGACAUAUCGGAUCUUUCCCUCAUCUGUCUGUUGGGUUACAGCAUGCUCCUGAUGGUCACGUGCACUGUUUACGCCAUCAAAACCAGAGGGGUGCCCGAGACUUUUAAUGAGGCCAAACCAAUCGGCUUCACCAUGUACACCACUUGCAUCGUAUGGCUUGCCUUCAUCCCCAUCUUCUUUGGGACGUCGCAGUCUGCAGAAAAGAUGUACAUCCAGACCACAACCUUGACUAUCUCUGUCAGCCUGAGCGCAUCCGUCUCUUUGGGAAUGCUUUACAUGCCCAAGGUCUACGUGGUUCUCUUUCAUCCGGAGCAGAACGUACCCAAGCGCAAGCGCAGCCUGAAGGCUGUGGUUACUGCUGCCACCAUGUCCAGCAAGUUCAACCCAAAAGGGGGUCUGCGGCCCAAUGGGGAGGCCAAGUCAGAACUCUGUGAAAGUCUGGAAACGCAAGCGUUGGCCUCCAAGCAGACAUAUAUAAGCUAUAGCAACCAUGCCAUUUAAGGAAUUCAACGUCAGGCUGCCUAAGGAGACAUCGCCUCAUUCUGGGGAAUAAUAUUGAAGGAAGAUUCCGGAUGAGCUGCUGCAGUAGUGUGCAAAGACAGGAUUAGAAGGAUGUCUUUUUUUUUUUUAAUAAUCAAAGGCCUCAUUUAUCAGAAAUUAGUAGAAUGCAAGAAGACUGGACCAUUCAUUUCCCCCCCCUUCCAUAUUUUCUGAUAUGCUCUUAAAUGUUGGGCUGUGAUGUGUUCAAAUGCAGGUUGGGUGAAGCAAAUGAAGCUAACAGUAUAUUUUCAUUUAUAGCCCACAUUGCAGUCCUCUCCUGGGGGGGGGGAGUAUUUUUUGAUUUUGCAAUUGAAAUGAAAAAUGUCAUUGUUAGUGAAGUUGUCAAUUGCAGUACUCUUUUAACUGUACAUGCCUUACAAGAGUCCAUUGAGUAUUGCAGUAUAAAUUAUCCAUACCUGGAUUUGACAUACAUUGUUUGUUUUGUUUUUUUUUCAUCUUUUUCCAAUGACGUUCCAGAUUUAUGUCUAUGACAUCAUCAUUUUUUGGCAAACCAAGUGUACAGUCCCAGAGCAUGCUUGUGGGAGCAUCACAUGUACCGUGCUGUGUUGUCAAUGGAAUGCAACAUUCGUCAUGGUUGUCAUUUACAGUGGGGACCAUGAGCAACUCUCUCUGAUGUGUAAACACAACAAGACAACCGACCAAUCAGAGGAAUUAGAGCCUUACUUACUUAAACAUCCAGAUUUUAAUAAUUAUUUAUAAUACUUAUUUAUCAUGCAACCAUCGGGACUAAUGUCAGUCAGUGUUAACUUUAAUUUCAAUUGUCGCAAGGUGACUAUUGAGCUAUGUUUUCAGUUACAGUUUGUUUUUGUAGUUCUUAAAAGGAAAACUGCACUUUUUUUCCCUAUGUGAGAGAGGAAGACACAUCUUUCCCUUUUUUGUGCGUUCUUGUUAGCCGGCUCGUGCCAUCAAGUUUUUCAUAAAGAAUGGACAUGGAGGUGGCUAUCUAGAACAUACAGAAAAGAGUGUUCUUCUCUCAUAUUGGGAUUAUGUUCCUUUCCUUUAAAGAACGCUAUUAUGGAAUUCCAGAUAUAACUGCUGUUACAAAAAUUAAUUUAGGCUACAUUUGGAUAAAAAUAUUUAAAUUAAAAAAUUAGCAUUUUGCAGCUUGAUAAAUAAGGGCCACUACUUUUAAAUUUGUGCUCUAACCAUUUGAUGUCUAUGGACCAUUCAUGGUGUUGUUAGAUUGUAUUCUGUUCAAACACCAGGAAGAGCUCCGUGUACAAAAUCUUAAGUGUGCAAACUCCAUUUCUGUCUUGAGUCUCUAGAGUUUUCCUUUGGUAUUCCUCUUAAAAAAGAGCAACUCUGGAAUUUGUCACAAUAAAUCUUAACCUCAGCGAUGCAGAAUAUGUAUGUUGCAUGUCAAAAAAAAAAAAUGUAAGUCGUGAACAAUUUGAUAUUCAGGUGUGCUGUUCAGGAGGGAAACUUCAGCAGAGAAUUAUAAAUAACCAAUUGUUUUGGUUUAAUCAAGAAUUCUCACAGAUCUCAGCUCGAAUAAGGUUUAAAGUUGUUUUUUUUUGUUAAUUAUUUGGACAAAGUAUUGUUUGUGGGAAAUGUGUUUGUGAAUAUGGAUAUACUUAACUGCUUUUUGUCACAAUCUCACUUUUAUUUUUUCUAAAAACACUGUUACAAAAAUAGAAUAUGUAAGUGCUGAUUGAAAAUAAGUGGUAAGUAAAUGUAUGUUAUCAAAACGGUUUGAUUCUGUUUGCUUUAUGUACGAAAUUAUUUAAAAAGAAACGAAAAAGAAUAAAAUACAGUGCCUGGAUAUUUAUGAAUUAUAUAUAGAAAAGAAUACA
Messenger RNA from Doryrhamphus excisus (bluestripe pipefish), 5348 nucleotides. Its product is annotated as metabotropic glutamate receptor 4. Gene Ontology annotation, biological process: G protein-coupled receptor signaling pathway. The record is from RefSeq and is a predicted model, not a curated record. Gene Ontology annotation, molecular function: G protein-coupled receptor activity. NCBI's taxonomy places the organism in Eukaryota, Metazoa, Chordata, Actinopteri, Syngnathiformes, Syngnathidae. Gene Ontology annotation, cellular component: membrane.